Porites lobata is the source of this 7435-nucleotide messenger RNA. Lineage: Eukaryota; Metazoa; Cnidaria; Anthozoa; Scleractinia; Poritidae. The record is from the annotation of a GenBank genome assembly.
AUGAAAUACUUUGUUGGAGUUAUCCUGUUCGCUUACUUUAUCGCAACACUUGCCAACUCUACGGUUAAACCGACGAAGGAAGUUCACUGCAAUGUGAAUAAUAACUACAACAGCUUUUACGCCGGACCAAACUGCAAGAAAAUCGAGCAACAACUGGAGGAAAUACGACAAGAAAUCAGGGCAUUGAGAGAAAAUAAAACUACUGGGUCCGGUAACGGAAAAGGUUUGUAACAACAACUUAAUUUGAUUUAAUUUGAUCGAAUUUGUACUGUAGAUGAGCAAACUAAGUGGAUCCUCAUCGAUACUUCACUAAAAUACCGUCAAAACACCUCGCAAAAUGUCGCGGAAAUACCAUUCUUGUUUUAUGAGUUCUUUAUAAGUUAUAAGACAAUUUCGUCAAAAAAUUAUUGAAGGCAUUCCCGAAGAAUAUAAGGCCUAUAAAAACAAAAUAAUAAUUAUUGGAUCGUCAUUUUGUUUUCAGUUUACAAGAACUGCGCUGAAGUUUACAAGUACGGUGACAAGAUCAGUGGUGUGUAUAAAAUUAAUCCUGAUGGUUUGGGCGAAUUUGAAGUGUUCUGUGAUCAGAAAACUGCCGGUGGAGGUUGGACUGUUUCAGAAGAGGCGAGAUGGCUCUGUUGAUUUUUUCCGCGUUUGGGAUGAUUACAAACGCGGUUUUGGCAAUCUGAACGGUGAGUUCUGGCUCGGUUUGGAUAAGAUACAUCGGCUGACUGUAAGCGGUGAUUAUAAACUUCGUGUUAACUUGGAAGACAUUCAUGGAAAAACUGCAUUUGCCGAGUACAGCUCCUUUUCUGUCACAAGCGAGAGAGCGAAAUAUCAACUGAAUUUGGGAAGUUAUUCAGGUAAGUUUAUACACUAGACUGAAAAAGAAUCAGUCGGCGAAAAAUGUUGCAAAUUGGAAAAUACAAUAACAGAAGGAAAAAAGAAAGAAAGAAAAUAAGAUUUUUUUUCUUGCCCAAUUGAUCGCGAUUGAACUGUGAAAGUUGUUAAAUGAUUAAUUUUGACAACAACAGUUGACCUAUAUUUGUAAUGUCAUAUUAGAUUAUAUCAAAAAGUUAAAGGUGGCUCCCUAGAGUAAAUUGGCCGUGCGCAGCCUCAGCACUAGUAUGGCGCGAGCUUUGAAAUCCGCGCGACCUCCACGCAGAAAACAAAACAAACAUGGCCUCUCAGUUUCAAAGUAUUCACCCCCAAAAACUUUUUUAGCUCUCUGUUGUAGGUCAAACAUUUAUGAGAGGAGACAAUGUUAAAUUACACCGGUUACAAGUCACUAUCGAUCUCCAUAAGAUUAAAUUGUAUGUAAAAACGAAGCAGAAAUUUUCCACAGACAUCAAUUCUUUCGCUUCAAAAGUAGACAAACGUAAAAUAGUCGAAGUAAAUGGUGAAUGGGAACUUAACAAAGAAAAAGAGAAAUAAGUACACUAACCCUAAAGGAAGCAAUGUUACCCUUUCUGGCCUUUGGUUCACGGACAGUGGAAAGAUCUGAGAGAUUGAGCCAAGUCCCGAACAACCACUGAAGAAUGUCUUCACCGGCGGCGCUCCUCGGUCACUUCAUUUCUCUUACAUUUGAUUUGAUUAACAAAAUUCUAGAAGUGGCUUCAUGAAGGCAAGAUUACAGCAAGUGUAAGUUUUUUUUUGUUUUGCCGACUCUAUCACAUUGUUUAAAAAACUUAUCAGAAGAAAGGUUUCCUACUCUACUUGAAUCCUGAUCGAAGGAACCUUCCCAUCGACGAACCAACAUCCUUGUCCUCUUUCCUUUUCAAAAGCUCUUUAACGCACAUGGUGCACUAGAAAAUGUUGUUGCACAAUGAAAAAAUAAUUCUUGAGCCACAGAUUGACCGUUGAAGAAAGCAAUAGUAGGUUAUCAGUCGAGAACUACGGUCUUGUACGUGCAGCUGAGGACGUGAUGUACUUUUUUUUAGAUCGGCGCCAUCUUUUACAGCAGGCUUUUACAGAAAAACUUCGCCGUCGAAAUUAUCCCUAAAGGAGACAAGGUUGAGAAAGUAUCCGGAAGUGGGCUGGCAUUUGAUAGCCUGCGCGAAGACGAAAUUAAACUCUGGUUAACUCCGUCUGCGAAACAGCGCCGAAAUCCUUGUUCUGGACUUCCAGCUGUGUACCCAGAUUUGAGUACGCACCACGAUUGGCCAGUUAAAAAAGACCUUUGUUUUGUUUGUCGCAAGACUGAUAAUAGCCAAACAGGUUGAAGGGAAAUUCGAAACGCACUUCCGGUAAUUCGUUGAGUCGGUUGGGGGUCCAGAACAAGGAUCUCUGCGCUGCUUCGCAGACGGUACUAAUCAGAGUUUAGUUAUCGUCUGCACGCAGGCUAGCAUUUGAAGAUCUGCAAGCAGUCGGUACAGCAGAUUAGGAAAUGAAGGCCUUAUCGCGAUUCUUGCAAAACCGCCGUCUUCAUCUCCGAUGAUUGCUAUCCGCACGAGUAGUGACCACCACGGCUCGAAUUUUGGCUACAGUGGUUAAGUAUUUCGAAGAAAACAUCCAGUGUUUGGUAUAAAACUGAAUCCGCUAUCUCUCCUUUUUCAACAGCCGAGAUAACUUUCGUACUUUUCGAAGAAAUCACGUUUUCAGCUAUGUGCGUUAUGCGCAUGCGAGCGUGAUGGCUCGCGCGCGUAUUUUGCUCAUACGACCUCGAACCACGCGUGUUUUUCGCAUUUUUGUGACGUCAGCGCAGUUAAUUAACCGUGAAUUUCUCGCGUUUCCUUCGGUAAAUUUUUUUAAAAAUCACCUCAUUUCUUAACAGUUGCAGUACCUUUGUACUGUCCUUUUCUUGUUAAAAUCUGUAAGAGCCAAACUCCUCUAUUAAGAAAAGUUAGAAAUUUCAAAAUAAUGGCGAAACCGUCUUAACGACCCCAUGUUUUUAGUCUCGCUUCCUUGAGCAGAGCGAGACUCUUAAAAUGCAGUCGUUUUUUUUUUUCGUCGGACCUAGUUUGUAGGCCCCGCGUUCUUUGCGAAGACCGUGGAAACUGGGGAUAAGAAUCGUGACGACUUUCAUUGUAUGGAAAUGAGUCUCUUGAUGAGAAUGCAGUUUAUUUCGGCGAUGACUGAAAUGACGCAUGUAAGUUUGGCAAUGACGUAAUUUUCCUCGAAUGGAGGCCCUUGAUUUUCGUGUAAUUAUGCACGACAUGCAGGCACAUCCCCAAGCAGGAUGAGAAAAUAUUAUAGCUGGGAAAUCCUCAGGAUUUUGUGGCUUUUUAAGGCGUUACGUUUCUCAGAAUAUUGUCGCAAUUACCGGAAAUGUACGGUUAAAUAGUUUCACUUUGAUUUAUGUAUUUAAUUGAUAGAUUUUCGCAGUUGUUACGAUGUGAAGUCGUGUUGCACUUCAUGAAUACUUGAGAUAUGAAGUAUCCACUGUCACGUAAUUUUUACGUGCGCACGUGCGUAAAAUUUGCGUCCGCAAAUAAAAUAAAGGCAAUGCAUGAAAGGCUGCACAUACAAUUAUGUAAGCGUAAGAGUAGAAACUCGCUUAAUUUGACGUUUAAUCUCAAUACUUUAUGUCUUACCUCUAUUUGAUUUACGUGAUUAAAAUUUACGUGCGUUAACAUGCGGAGCCAAAAACGCAUCUGUGGAAAUCCACCCUAACGUGUCAUGGAUGUGUUUAUACGAGUAGCUUUGAACUUGACUAACCGCACACUCUACUUGCAGCACUUCAUGUCCAUAGUUAAUAGAAAUCCCAUAUCGAGCCUUUCCGGAACGGGUUGGUCCAAGAAUUCUAUGGCUUGAAAGCGUUGAUUAUUUUGGAACAACUGAUCACUUCAGUGGUCGAAAAAAAAGAAUAAUCUUAAUGAGCAAAACUUCAAGGUUUACUGGAAAAUCAGGAUCGAGAAAUCGGGGAUCAAGGAUCGGUUAAAAAGAACUUGAAAAUAAAAUAAAUAAAUAAAUCGUGGAUCAGUGAUGACGUGGGCCGCGGACUGUAGAUAAAUUUCACAGAACAUAACCCCCUUCGCUGUACUGAAUGCUAAAUUCAAGUAAACUAAUCCGAGUCUGUUUGAGUCAGUGAUUGUUUUGACGAGAAAGUGAAAUUUUCCGGGAAAAUGAAACGCUUUUUCCUGGUGAUACUGUAAUACAAGAAAAAACGUUUCAACAGUUUUUAAUUUUUAAGUGUACAUUUGCUUUCAGUACUCCUUAUUUUUCUUGUAAUUGUUGUAUGCACGACCCCACCAGCAAUGCUGAUCUUUUUAUCGUGCCAUAAACUAAGGUUCUUACCCACCCACCCACCCACCUACCUACCUAUCUAUCUAUCUAUCUAUCUAUCUAUCUAUCUAUCUAUCUAUCUAUCUAUCGAUCGAUCGAUCGAUCGAUCGAUCGAUCCAUCUAUCUAUCUAUCUAUCUAUCUAUCUAUCUAUCUAAAAUGCAUGCUGUGUACAACUCUAAACAUUGUACUCUGAGACUGUACGGAGAUAUUAACAGUAGAUACAAAGCAGCUAUGGAAAAUGUCAUUACUUUCAUGCGAUAUAUAUAUCUUAUAAAACGGACAACAAAUUCAACGGGAAUACGCGUGAACUGAAUUAACUGGGUGUUGUAUAAGGUUCUGUUCAACUUACACUUUUUUCCUGUGCUGAACAUAUACUGUACCGAGCCGUAUCUUAGUCCGGUACAAAGAGGCUAUCUAUAUUUAUACUGACAGAGUCAUGGGCCCCUGAUACCGAUAAAAAUCAUCGUUCAAUUUUUCGAGUGUAGAAUCCCUGAAAGAGUACUCCUCAAUGGAGCAAUAUCAAUAUGUAGAAGGUUUUCAAAGGUUUCACACCGGUUUGAGGCUAAGAUGUGCAGCCUGUCUCUCCUUGCAAUUUUUACUUUUUGAGUAUAUACAUUAUGACAUACAACAAUCGUUUUGUAUUCCAAACGAAAAAGUAGUAUAACGGCACCGGGGCCUUUGACAACAAAACUCAUCUCCAAGCAAGCGAGACUCAACGCUACUAAGAGCGUUCUUGUUUCCACUUUAAAAUGUUAAGCAAUAUCGUUAAUAUAAAGUGGCAAAGUUUAAAGACAUUUUACGGAGGGAAAUAAGAAAUAUUAAGAAAAAGUGAUCAAGGAUGCGAUGCGAUGCGAUGUGGCCAUGGCAACGGCCUUAAUCCAGAAAAUGAAACUUUAUAAAGGAGCCUUUUUACAUGGGUAAACUUAGCGGUGAAUUUCGUGAACCAAAUCGCAAAGAUAAAGUAACUAGAUUUCGUUCUGUAACGUAUGCUACAUUGCUAGGGUUAUUAAUAAAUACUCUAGGGGGCCACCUUAAAAAGGAUUGGCCCACGUCUUGAGAGUUCAGAAAUUAGGGUAUUUCACUGAAUUCUCAGCAAGUACAAGAUCUCCACAGGUUUCGUAACUUUACCAAAUGUGAUCUUUCAUGUUCCUUUUAAGGAGGUCUUAAGACCCUUCGGAGGACUUUUUAAUUUAAUUUUGUUUAAAAAAAAAAAACAAGAAGUGUUUCUUCCAGUUUGGAUUAAUUUAACUGGACUGAGAUUGUGUAUGCAGAAGUGGAAUUGACCGGUUGAAAAACUCUGCGAAAGAAAACCGCGAUAUCUAAGACCUAUUAUUCGCUUUUCCCCCCUUUUUGUAGGAACCGCUGGUGAUGCGCUUGGUUAUCAUCGUGGUAUGUCAUUUUCCACCAAGGAUCGUGAUAAUGACAAGUGGAGUAGCAACUGUGCCUUGGGUCGUAAAGGCGCCUGGUGGUACAAAAAUUGUCACCACUCCAACCUGAAUGGACAGUACCUCAACGGCAAGGACGACUGUAAAGGAAUGCGCUGGCUCAAUUGGCCGAAGGGUAGCUGCUACUCUGUCAAGAAAACUGAGAUGAAGAUACGUCCAAAAGAUUUUUGAGAUAUUUCUGGCACUUUGUGCUAAGUAAAGCGUACAUCUCUUGAGGUCUUGAUAUUCUAACAAUAACUAUUUUCAAUGAAGUUAAAAUCAAGUAAUCUUCUGCCAGACAAAUGUAUUGAAAAACGCCAUGCAGUUUAAUGAUUCUGAGUUACAUUCGUUUUUAAUUAACCAGUACACUGUAAUAGAGGUGCUUCAAUAAAAACAUAAAUCACUUGAAAAGUUGUAUUUAUCUAAACUGUUUGAAAUGAAAAGCCGGAUUGCAUUUUAACCCAGCCAAUGAAUGCCUCUUUGCAGGACUUUGCUGUGGCACUGUUUUUUUUAUGAGCUGUGUACAACUGAUGUUUCUAAGUUUUGAGUCUGUGGCUGAAAUCCUAAGGUAUGGAACCUUUUCUCCGAAAAUAGCUUCCUACGCAGGCGUUUUCAGGGGAGCUCGUAUUUCGUCCCUCCCCAAAAUAUAUAUAUAUAUACGAGCUCCCCUAAAAACGCCUGCAUGGGAGGCUACUCCGAAAACUGCUACAAGGUUAAAUAUUUCUUCGGGGCUAUCCUGUUCGCUAGCCCUUGACAGAAAAACCGAUGAAUGAUGCUCAUUCCGAUGUAACUAACUACGCCAAGGGCUAGUCAUACAUGAGUACAUAAAAAUUGUUAGGCAGGGAGACCAUUACAGCCUAACCAAUUACAGUGGCUCCCUCGUUAAUAAAAAAAAUCGUUAAAAAAGGAAACAAAACAGAAGUUCAAAUUGCUAGAAGCAGCAGGUCAGCGGGUACUGGAGAGUCCUCGCUAUGUUGCACCUGGGACAGAUUGUUCUCCAGGUUCUGAUGUCGACAACGUCGUACAGGUCCAGAGCCCUAUUGUAAUAUUGAAAUAGUGAGAGAUGUGACUUGAUCGUAACUCAGUGGGCAGAACAUUCCAUGUGCGGCACGCGCGUAUGAAAUUAUGAGCGUUGAUAAGUAACAAUUUUGAAUUUUUGAAAGCAGACUCUGAAUACUUUUCCUUGUAGUUUAUGAACUGGAAAAAAAACGUAAAACUUAACAAUAAAAUUCUUUACUGACCGAAAUAGAAAUAAAAAAUACCUUGCGCACUUUUGCUCAGUUUAAUAUUUUCAAUCACUUGUAAAAAUUAAUGACUUCCUCGUUUGUCCUUAGAAUUCUCCUUUUGUUCUCUAUGGACCCAGGAGCCUAUCUUCCAUUACCCAUCCGCUUUUCCCUCAAUUGACGACAGGGGAGUGCUUUUCCGUCGGAAAAGGAGGUAGUAAUUGAAUUCAUAAUUCAAUACUCGGUCAUUUGUGAUAGAUUGUGUUAGUUGCCAGUUAUCACGAGCCAGAGGAGAAAAAAGUCAUUUGUUUUACUUAGAAGUUUGCUUAUCAAGCAUAGUCUUCGAAAUCGUUCAGUUUGGCCCACGGAAAUCUGUAUCAAAUUUUGCGAAGUCAAAUAAAAUGGCUGUUGCGGAAAUCAAAACUUACAAAGAAAAAGCGCUUUAGUAAACUUUUACACACCAGUUUUUAUGUAAAGAUUGCUUCCACGAGUUGCCUUUCGGCAUGUUUUUUGUGAGAGUAGCUUGGGAUCAUUACAAAAGAGGGUUUUGGCAAUCUGAACGGUGA